This is a messenger RNA of Dibothriocephalus latus, 1218 nucleotides long. NCBI's taxonomy places the organism in Eukaryota, Metazoa, Platyhelminthes, Cestoda, Diphyllobothriidea, Diphyllobothriidae. The record is from the annotation of a GenBank genome assembly.
AUGCUUUUCUUGGCAGUUUAUUUGCGUGGUUCUACACUUUCGACCUUAAACAGCUCUUUGGCGGCUCGUAUCUGUUUUAAUUACCGCGCUUACAGUAGCAAGUUUUCCAGGGCCAGUGUUUAUGCUGCAAAAAAGUCUGUACUGCCCACAAAGGAUAUAUCAGCCCAGGCAUCCGCCGAUGUGCGUCGCAUUCCUGAUGAUAUUAAAACUGUACGCAAUCGUUUGCUGUGUCAUUAUUAUCCUAAGAUUUUAGAAGGUUGUAAUGCACGCGUUUCAGACAUCACGCAAUAUGCUUUUGACUCCCGAGGAAAAAUGCUCAGACCUCUUCUGGUGCUCUUAAUGGCAGCAUGUGCUAACGCUCAUUUGUACUGUCGCACACUUGCUGAGCGCACUAGAGAGGAUGAAGUGCAUUUUUUCGAACGACAGUUGAGUACGAAGGUCACUUGUAGUCAACAUGCGAUUGCCAUUAUCUCCGAAAUGAUUCAUACCGCUAGCUUGAUUCAUGACGACCUUAUCGAUCGGGCCGACACACGCCGAGGAAAGCUAGCGACAUAUAAAAAAUUUGGAAACAAAAAGGCUGUCUUGGCCGGCAACACAAUUCUAGUUAAAGCCUCUGAGCUGCUUGCAAAAUUAGAAAAUGCUGAAGUGGUUUCUAUUCUUUCGACCGUACUGGAUGACUUAAUCCGAGGUGAAUUUAUGCAACUGUCUUCGAGCUUAGAUGAGAACCAAAGGUUUGAUUUAUACCUGGAGAAGUCUUAUAAGAAAACAGCAAGUCUUAUGGCCAACAGCUGCAAGGCGGUGACUGUAUUAGCUGGUGUAGAUGCCCACCUGGUGGAUGCGGCCUUUAAGUUUGGCCGUCAUCUCGGAAUGGCCUUUCAGCUCUUAGAUGACAUGCUUGAUUUCAUUGGCCAAGAAUCCAAACUCGGAAAACCAGCCGGUGGCUCUGACCUGCAGCUCGGCCUCGCUACUGGUCCCGUCCUCUUUGCGGCGCAAGAAUUUCCUGAACUUGAAGAGCUUCUUCAAAAAGGCGUUAAGUCAGACAAGGAGAGGUUGAGCGCGUGCUCGUUUGUGCAUCGGUCGAACGCAAUAGGACAGACACGCAUCUUGGCUGAAUUUCACUUUCAAGAGGCCCAGCGUCAGUUGGGUUACUUCCGACGCUCCGAAGCCAGGGAAUACCUCCUUCAAGUUGCAGGCAGCACGUUGCAGCGCAACUUUUAA